Spizellomyces punctatus DAOM BR117 is the source of this 1271-nucleotide messenger RNA. RefSeq lists its product as uncharacterized. Gene Ontology annotation, biological process: lipid biosynthetic process. NCBI's taxonomy places the organism in Eukaryota, Fungi, Chytridiomycota, Chytridiomycetes, Spizellomycetales, Spizellomycetaceae. Gene Ontology annotation, molecular function: iron ion binding; oxidoreductase activity. The coding region runs from base 274 to 1098 and encodes 274 amino acids. The record is from RefSeq and is a predicted model, not a curated record. The transcript has 3 exons.
UCGCUCCGCUUCAGCCGCCGUAGCAAGACGGGAGGGAAAACUUCUUACGACGGAGUUUGCUCAGCUGCAUGUUGUGGGGGAGCAUAUGGCAUUUUGCGGUUUAAAUCGUGCCGAAGGGAGGGGGCUUUUUAACAGGCUCCAAGAAAUAGAAAAGGGCAUUUCAAGGUCCUUGACGUCUUGAUUCCCUUCGUUGAGCAGCCUAAAAUCCUUUUUUAAAUUUGGGGACUAGGAUAUUAUAACAUUUUGCUUCUUUCCUUGCAUCUUGUAAACAUCAUGGCUUUCUUGACAACUUUUCUCCUUGUAUGCCUUGUAACGACCGUCUUUACCGGGUUCUUCUCCGCCAAUAUGGUUCUCAUCGAUUGGUGGGCAUCGAAACUGUAUGCAGCAGGAUACCUCAAACGGAGAACAAAGUCCAUGAGCAAAGACAAAAAAGAAGCAGAGCGACAAUCGCCAUUGAGGAUUUUGGAGAAUGCAAAGAUAUAUUGGUUGACUGUAGUUGGCGUGGUGAUUUAUAUUGUCAAUAAGACAUUGCCUAUGUUGGAUCAAGUGGAUUAUUCGUUCAAGGUUGUAGAGACUUGGGCUUCCUUAUGCCUCAUUUACAUUACUUUUGACUUUUUGUACUUUUUUACCCACCGUUUCGUACAUGAAGUCCCCGCCCUCUAUCAAAGCAUCCACAAAAGGCAUCACGAAGAUGUCCCAGUAGACGCUUACACCACCGGCCACGCCGAACUCUUGGAAAACUUUAUCUUUACGUUUCCGGGUGUGCUUUUGUGGGCGGUUUUGUACAUGAAUAUGGUGGAUGUACCCAAUGCGUGGGCGAUUACACUCCCGGUAUUGAGUCUUACGAGUGAUUUUGCGAUGGUUCACGUUGGGUACUUUGACCAUAUUCUCUUAAAUAUCUUGAACCCCCUAUCGUACAUUAUGCAACUCUCAUUGGGAGCCCGUCAAAUGUACGCCCGACACGAACUGCAUCAUGUUACUGUCAAAAAGAAUUAUGGGCCGGUCCUCCCGUACUGGGAUAUGAUUUUCGGUACACAAAAGGAGGUUGUUGAAGCUGAAUGGGGUCUUGACGUUCACAACGAGAAAGGCGGUGAAUGAUUUUUGUAUUUAGUGUAUUAUCUGUAGUUAAACGAGGGUACAUGGGUCAGUCGUUGGGUUUAAUGUACUUUUGUUAGCGUUAGUUGGUAGUAUUCUCAAGCGUAUAGAUAUCUGUAUCCCCCAUUUCACAUUCCAAUAAAAUCACAAUCACCACCGUAAUGCAGCAAGACAAA